UUUUUUUUUUAUCUUUCCUGUCUUUAGCAUUUGAAAACUCUCUUUUACUUUACUUUCUUUACUCUUUUUUUUUCUUCUCAAUUCACAUUUGUUACAGUUUUUCAUUUCUCAUCUAAAUAGAACAUAUCAUGGACAUUCUUGAGCUAAUUCAUAUUGAAACACAGCAGAAUCAAACCAAACCACAUAAAUGCACAAUGUCCAAUUGCUCAAAAGCAUUCGGACGUCGCUCUGAUCUUGCCAGACAUCUUCGUAUUCAUACCAAUGAAAGACCUUAUGUUUGUCAAGAAAAUAAUUGUGGAAAAAGCUUCAUUCAGCGUUCUGCACUUAAGGUUCAUAUGAGAACUCACUCUGGUGAACGACCCCAUGUAUGCGAAUUUGAAAACUGCAACAAGAAUUUUAGCGACAGCUCUUCGUUAGCACGACAUAGACGUAUUCAUACAGGCAAAAGACCCUACAAAUGUCGUCAUGAGGGAUGCAACAAGAGUUUUGCUCGAAAGACCAUUCUGACAACUCAUCAAAAAACUGCACAUAGCUCAACCACUAAGCGUACUAUGCUUCAAUGGAGACCUCUUAAUGAAAUUCCAGAAUUAAUGAAGCAACAGAAAAAACAGCAGCAACAACAACAAAGUCAUAUUAACACAUCACUUCAUUUUACAUCUUCCAUGCCUUCUUCACCUAUACCCUCAGCCAGUUCUCAUUCACCAUUGAUUACUGAUCGAAAACCAUCCAUUACAACAGACGAAGACGAUGCCUCUUCUUCAUUUACAUAUUCAUCAUCUGUUGCUUCUCAAUCACCCCCUAUCGAACAGGAAGAAAUUUCUGGAAGCUACUUUUACUAUCAACAUGAUCCACAGCACCAUCAAGCAAAUACAUUACCUCGCUUUUAUAAUAUGGAAUACACACUAAAGAGCAUGCCACAGCCACAGUUGCCUUCGUUUUAUUAUUCAAUCUAAAAUUCCCUUUUCUAAUAAUGCGUUGAUAACUACACUCGUUUUAAACUAACUCAAUUUCUUUAUCUUAUGCCUCACUGAACAUCCCCCACCCUCUCUUUUUUUUUAAAUCUUUUAUGCACUAUUCUUAUGAAAUUUGAUACUAUGGUGAAGCAGAUCUCCCCUAUACAUUUACAUAUGUAUUCAAAAAGCAUAUUUUGGUUAAUGUUUGAAAAUAGAAGUAUCUUUUUUUUUUGUAUAUAGCACAAUUAUAAAAAUAAACAAGAUCAUAAUCAUUUGACAUAACUUAA
Messenger RNA from Gilbertella persicaria, 1240 nucleotides. RefSeq lists its product as uncharacterized. The transcript has 6 exons. NCBI's taxonomy places the organism in Eukaryota, Fungi, Mucoromycota, Mucoromycetes, Mucorales, Choanephoraceae. Gene Ontology annotation, cellular component: nucleus. Gene Ontology annotation, biological process: regulation of transcription by RNA polymerase II. Gene Ontology annotation, molecular function: RNA polymerase II cis-regulatory region sequence-specific DNA binding; DNA-binding transcription factor activity, RNA polymerase II-specific. Bases 129 to 953 code for a protein of 274 amino acids. The record is from RefSeq and is a predicted model, not a curated record.